CUUCCAUUGCUGCUGGUUGCUCACGGUGACAUGAUUGCCAAAUCUAUCGACCGACGGAAGCGUCAAAGCGAACUUAAGACAUCAUCCGGGCAAUGAAGGCUGGAUAAGAUAUCAUUGGGAUAUCGAAGGCGUAUGGCAACUGAAAGGCUUAUUUGUAUCACCAGUCAAGCUCUUUUGUUUUGGGCACUUGAUUCUUUGUGGCACUUGGCGCUUUUCACGGAAGAUUGGGCGUUGCACCUGCCGUUUGCUUUUACGUUUUGUUCAUCUGGUCAGCCUGCCACUCAUAGAAAAACUUGGCCGUCGCUUUGGAGCAUGCACGGGUUGAAAGACAGAGACAGCCUCCCGAAAAGAUCCAAGUAUCCCUGGUGAACGCGACAUAAGGUAUGGAUGACUAGCGCAACUCGAUAUCAUAUUUUUUUUUUUUUUUACUAAAGAGAA
Messenger RNA from Radiomyces spectabilis, 438 nucleotides. RefSeq lists its product as uncharacterized. The coding region runs from base 133 to 369 and encodes 78 amino acids. The record is from RefSeq and is a predicted model, not a curated record. The transcript has a single exon. Lineage: Eukaryota; Fungi; Mucoromycota; Mucoromycetes; Mucorales; Radiomycetaceae.